Odobenus rosmarus divergens (Pacific walrus) is the source of this 564-nucleotide messenger RNA. RefSeq names its product zinc finger protein 581 (gene ZNF581). Gene Ontology annotation, biological process: regulation of transcription by RNA polymerase II. The record is from RefSeq and is a predicted model, not a curated record. Gene Ontology annotation, molecular function: sequence-specific DNA binding; DNA-binding transcription factor activity, RNA polymerase II-specific. Bases 1 to 564 code for a protein of 187 amino acids. Gene Ontology annotation, cellular component: nucleus. Lineage: Eukaryota; Metazoa; Chordata; Mammalia; Carnivora; Odobenidae. The transcript has a single exon.
AUGCUGGUGCUGCCCUCCGCAGAGGCCAUGGAGGCCCGGCCCUCUCGGACAGGCAGGUCUCCAGAACCCGGACCUUCCUCCUCCACAGGACCUCCUCAGACUUCCUCGUCUCCGAGGCCCAACCACUACCUGCUUAUUGACACCCAGGGCAUCCCAUACACCGUGCUGGUGGACCAGGAGUCUCAGAGAGAGCCUGGGGCAGAUGGGGCAUCAGCUCAGAAAAAGUGCUACAGCUGCCCUGUGUGCUCCCGGGUCUUCGAGUACAUGUCCUACCUGCAGCGACACAGCAUCACCCACUCAGAGGUGAAGCCCUUCGAGUGUGACACCUGUGGGAAGGCAUUCAAGCGGGCCAGCCACCUGGCUCGGCACCACUCCAUCCACCGGGCUGGCGGUGGGCGACCCCAUGGCUGUCCGCUCUGCCCUCGCCGCUUCCGUGAGGCGGGUGAGCUGGCCCAGCACAGCCGGGUCCACUCGGGAGAGCGCCCAUUUCAGUGCCCCCACUGCCCACGCCGAUUUAUGGAGCAGAACACGCUGCAAAAGCACACUCGGUGGAAGCAUCCAUGA